Molecule: messenger RNA, 1164 nt
Organism: Sphaeroforma arctica JP610
Lineage: Eukaryota; Ichthyosporea; Ichthyophonida
Product: CAMK/CAMK1 protein kinase
Exons: 3
Coding region: 48-605 (185 amino acids)
Biological process (GO): protein phosphorylation
Molecular function (GO): ATP binding; protein kinase activity
Source: RefSeq, a predicted model, not a curated record
AUCAGGGAAGCUUCACAGAAUUGGAUGCGGCACGCAUCGUCCGGCAAAUGGCAGCGGCGGUAACCUAUCUGCACCAAAACGGGAUUUGUCACCGGGAUCUCAAACCGGAAAAUAUACUUUUCGCGGGAAAAGAAAUGGAUUCCGAUAUCAAAGUGGCCGAUUUUGGGUUGUCAAAACUAACUUCGGACGAAUCUACACUCAAUACGGCGUGUGGUACACCUAACUACGUCGCGCCGGAGAUUCUGCGCCAGCACGGCUACGGCAAAGAGGUGGACAUGUGGUCCAUUGGCGUCAUUGCGUACAUUCUGCUGUGCGGCUAUCCGCCUUUCUACGAUGAAAACGAUGCACAACUCUUCCGCAAGAUUAUGAAGGGUGACUACGAGUUCACCCAUGGCUGGGAUGAGAUCUCGUCUUCUGCCAAGUCCCUGAUUGGUGCGUUGCUGCAAGUGGAGCCCUCUAAACGCCUGACGGCUGAGCAGUGUCUGGCCCAUCCGUGGGUCACUGGCAAGACAGCUCGCAAUGUCAACAUCAGUCAGUCCUUCAGCACUAACUUCCGCGCGUACAGUGAGAACUUGCACCACAGAGGCGCCAAGGGGGGUCAAUAGAUCACUCCGGGGGGUUCGUGACAUAGGCCUUCUUUUUAUCAAUCGUGCAUGAGGUGCUAUGUGGUGGUAUGAUUGCGAGGCAUCUAUGAGACACCAUUCUGCAUACGCUGUUUGUAUGUAUGUGUGUAGGCAAGCGUAUGUGUGUGUGUGAGAGAGCGAGUGAGGGAUCAUAAACGCAUAUAACCUCAUGUGUGAAUAGGCUAUGGAGACUGACGUUUACGUUCAUGUUCGGGGUCGUUCAGUACUCCCAAGUCUUGCGUGGUGCGCGCUAUAGUAUAGUGCGUGUUGCGUUGGUAUCUGUGGCAAAAACUUUAGCUUUGCAUCUUGUGCCCAUGGGAAGAAGACUGGAGACCAGGCACUAUUGCAAGGAGUGUAGGCUGGGUGUGGUGCAAGCGGACGAGAGUGGUGUUGCUAUGGCAACCGAGAGUAUACACUCAGGUGGAGAUCUGAGCAGAACGAGUGGAUCACGCACGGUAUAUGUGAAUUUGAUUGGGAUGUGAAUAAAUAAAUACUAUGCUGCAUUACGAACACUGUAUUUAUUGCGCUUAGACAUCCCCCC